AUGCCGGAGAUGAUGCUGAUGGUCACAUUCCUCACAGCCAGUCUGAGUGUCCUGACGUCAGACGGGGGCCCCUUCGCCUCUGCUCCUGAGUGGGGCAGCCCCGUGGGGGCUCCCUGCCUGCUGGGGCCCCCGCCGACCUGCGUCAGGUUUGGUGUCCCUGCUGGGGAGGGGGCCGCGGGGCUCGGGGACGGUGUCCAGCCGGCCAGGAAGAACCAGCACGUGUCCAACGUGUCCGUGCAACUGGAGAUGCGGAGCCUGUGGGAGGAAUUCAACAGCCUGGGCACCGAGAUGAUUGUCACCAAAGCAGGGAGGAGGAUGUUCCCCACCUUCCAGGUGAAGCUCUCGGGGCUGGACCCGCUGGCCGACUACGUGCUGCUCAUGGACUUCGUGCCCCUGGACGACAAGCGAUACAGAUAUGCCUUCCACAGCUCCUCGUGGCUGGUGGCUGGCAGAGCGGAUCCGGCUGCGCCCGGCCGAGUCCACUUCCACCCCGACUCGCCCGCCAAGGGGGGCCAGUGGAUGAGGCAGAUCGUCUCCUUCGACAAGCUCAAACUCACCAACAACCUGCUGGACGACAACGGCCACAUCAUCCUGAACUCCAUGCACCGGUACCAGCCCCGCUUCCAUGUGGUGUACGUGGACCCGCGCCGGGACAGCGAGCGCUUCGCCCACGAGAACUUCAAAUCCUUCACCUUCGCGGAGACCCAGUUCAUGGCGGUGACGGCCUACCAGAACCACCGGAUCACACAGCUGAAAAUCGCCAGUAACCCCUUUGCCAAGGGGUUCCGGGACUGCGAGCCAGACGACUGGUAA
Molecule: messenger RNA, 813 nt
Organism: Trachemys scripta elegans
Lineage: Eukaryota; Metazoa; Chordata; Testudines; Emydidae
Product: T-box transcription factor TBX1-like
Exons: 6
Coding region: 1-813 (270 amino acids)
Biological process (GO): positive regulation of DNA-templated transcription; regulation of transcription by RNA polymerase II; cell fate specification
Cellular component (GO): nucleus
Molecular function (GO): DNA-binding transcription factor activity, RNA polymerase II-specific; RNA polymerase II cis-regulatory region sequence-specific DNA binding
Source: RefSeq, a predicted model, not a curated record